AAGCUGCCACCAAAGCGCGCCAUUCAUAGAAGAAGACGCUUUGCUCUUUUUUUUCCCUAUGGUGUGGUCAAAUGCUACUUACGCCAAAACGGCGGCGUUGCAGCCUAUCCCAUAAAGAGCAUCGGUCAAUCUGUGGCCCGUUUUCGGCAAGGCUGUUAAAGUUAAGUCUUAAUACGACGGUACUUUCUAUAUUAUAAUAAGGUGUUGCAGAGGGGUCCACUUUGAAGGUGGAUGCAUUCACCCGCAGUCUGAUGAUGGAGGAACAAAAAUUCACCUCGGGUGUGAGUUUAACAGGGGGGAUCUGCUUUAGCUGUGAGCAGAUCUUCUCCAGCCAGACAUUUUUGGAGGAGCAUGUCUGCCCCUCCGCAAGUCACAUCUGCUCCUGCGGGACCGAGUUCAGCAAAUACGCGGACAUGCUAAACCACAACAGCACUCAUGAACCGGGACAGCAGGUGCUGGAUCACGAAACGAUAAGGAAGCGCAGGUUUGCAAAGCACAUCGAAGAAGAGGAGCAGCUGAAACGAUUUAAGUCCGGUCAAGUUGUCUGGAAGGUACAAAAAGCCGACGGUGGUCCUGCUUCUUCUUUAUCGAUGAAGCCAGCACCACAAGCACCAAUGGCGUCGGCUUCCUUGCUUCCAAAUACCAUGCGGUCUUCGCAGACCUCGCAAGUGCCUGCCUUGUUCCCGUCGUCAUCCUUGCUCUCGAAGCCUCGCCAAACUGGAAUAGGCAUUCCGAAAAUGUUUUCCGAGGUAGGCGCACCAACGGUGGAUCUUUGGACACUGUACCAGCCUGUGGUGUUGGUGCAAACAGUGCACCGGUAUAACAAAUGGAAGCCGUACACUUGCGUUAAAUGUGGCGAAGGUUUCGUAACCAAGCGUACGCUCAUUUCUCAUGCUUACAGCCACGUCACCGAUAAAGUGUUCGGCUGCAUCGGAUGCGGGUUGCUGCUUUCCAGCAGAAAGUUAGUGCCUCGCUUCCAUGUUUGUAAUUCCCCCAGCGCGACGGCCAAAUUGAAAAUCGUCACGGCGAGGCCGCUAAACUACAAGCCGCCGAUUACAUCCAUAGACCUGACUCAGGAGUCACCGAGGCCUCACGCCACAUACGUCAACAAGAAUAAAAGCCGACAAAUGCUUCAAGUCACUUCAGCCCUGCAGUUGAAAAAUCUAAACAUCCGAUCGUACGGCAGACCCAACGAGGGACCUCCGGCGUCGAUGUACCGGCAGUUGAAAAAGCAGAACUCCAUCAUCAACACGUCCCACAACUCAGUCGCGUCCGUUAAAAGCAAUUUUAAGUAUCCUUCCUCGCCGGCAAUGAGCUUCCUCAGCCAACCCGUGCAGAACCCGUCAGACGGCGACGAGGUCACAUGUCGAGUCUGUCACGUCCCGUUCGAAAGCACCCAGCAGCUCCAACGGCACAAGUGCGCCAAAGCCGAGGAGUUCAUGGCCAAACACGGGCGCUUUGGCAAGCUGAUAAAACCCAAGAGAAUCAUGACGAUGGUUUCCCAGCCCGGUGUCGCUCAAAUCAACGGCGAGCGAAAUCACACUUUCCAAGCCGGCGGCCAGAAAGAACAAGCCCGCUCCGACAAAGGCGCAAGCAAUGUGGAUACAGAAGAUGAUUUGGAAGAUGAUUGUUACAUUGUGGAAAGCCAACCGGAGAAACCUGCUGAAAUGAUCUACCAGGUGACCUCAUCUGUCCCAAUUAAAACUUGACCAGUGUACAUGUCCUUCAUGGAGCGAUUACGGUCCCCAGGCGUCAACAUCAUCCGAUUACAUGCAUUCCAAAGGAAUAUCCUCUUUUCUGACACUUUUUAAACUUAAAAAAAAAAAUCCAUGUAUGCGUGUAGAGUGGGUAGAAUUGAUUAAUUUUGCUGGACCCACAUUAAAAACAUGAAAUGUAUGUAUAUCCAUCAGUGUAUUUAUACGUUGGCUUCAAGUGAUAAGAAUGAAAUGUGUGGUUUAGCCAUGUUUCAUUUCAGCAACAAGGCACUGUAUUAUACUUUUCUUGUUUUUUGUUUUUUGUUUCCUUUCCUAAAUUAGGUUUUAGUGUGAUCAGAAUGUGUUAGGCUGUAAGAUUUUACCUCCAUGAAAUGUUACAAAUUUCCCCACUGAGGGACGAAUAAAGGCGUAUCUCUUACUUCCCGCUGUUGUAUUUUAAAACAGUAUGUAUUAUUAAACUAUAUUUUCAAA
This is a messenger RNA of Doryrhamphus excisus (bluestripe pipefish), 2186 nucleotides long. RefSeq lists its product as uncharacterized. Gene Ontology annotation, biological process: regulation of gene expression. Gene Ontology annotation, cellular component: nucleus. NCBI's taxonomy places the organism in Eukaryota, Metazoa, Chordata, Actinopteri, Syngnathiformes, Syngnathidae. The record is from RefSeq and is a predicted model, not a curated record.